AUGAAACAAAAAAAAGAUGCAAAAUUUGUUUUAAAACCUGUAGUUCUUAUCUAUGAUGAUUCAGUGUACAUAACGCGUCUGGCACUACCCUCUGAUUAUGAGAACGUUGCAGACUUUAUGAGCGAUGUAUACUACAGAGGUGAACCAGCGAUUUUAAAUAUAGGCACUGCUAGCGCAACCGCACCAAAAUGCUGGCGACGAAUGAUGUACGAUCAGGUGAAGUACGGUCUAUCAAUCAUAGCCGAGGACCGUGAUCGCUAUCUAAUCGGCGCAUCGCUGAACACUGUGAUAUAUCCAUCAGAACCAGAAAAGAUACUCGAGUAUACGAAAACGUGCGAGUCACCUGCCAUGAAGCAGAUCCUGCAUUUCUUCAGUUACGUAGUGGAACAGUCGAGGAUUUUCGAACGAUUCUGCGUUCCCAGGAUGUUCGAGUUGACUAGCUUGGCGGUGAGCGAGGACUACAGGAACAUGGGGAUUGGUAGGAGGCUGAUCAUGGAGAGCUGGUACCUGGCACGCAGCUGUGGCUACCCGAUGGUGUAUAUAUCUUGCGACAGCAGUCAUUGUGCGAAGAUAUGUAUGGACCUUGGAUGGCAAAAUGUUUGGAGUAUGCCGUUCGAUCAGUACGUACUGGAUGGUGAAGUGGUCUUUAAGCACGUUAAAGAACCGAACACUCAAUGCAGAUUAUUUAUUAAUAAGCUGAAAGAUGGGAAAAUAUAG
Molecule: messenger RNA, 717 nt
Organism: Nomia melanderi (Alkali bee)
Lineage: Eukaryota; Metazoa; Arthropoda; Insecta; Hymenoptera; Halictidae
Product: arylalkylamine N-acetyltransferase 1
Molecular function (GO): N-acetyltransferase activity
Source: RefSeq, a predicted model, not a curated record